This is a messenger RNA of Rhopilema esculentum, 1901 nucleotides long. RefSeq names its product tubulin-specific chaperone cofactor E-like protein. NCBI's taxonomy places the organism in Eukaryota, Metazoa, Cnidaria, Scyphozoa, Rhizostomeae, Rhizostomatidae. The record is from RefSeq and is a predicted model, not a curated record.
UGACCGAACUGAAAGAUAUAAUUUGAUAAAAUGGUCGAGGAAGCUGUCGAACCGUUAACUUUUGCUGAUGCUUUGAACAGCAAGUAUGCUGACUACGAACCAAAAUUGUUUGACAACAUCCAGCUCUCUCCCAAACGAAGAGCUGCCUUGAUCAACAAGCAAGGCCAUCACCAAAGACAGAUUCUUGCUCUUGAUGGCUGUAAAAUUGGUAGUGCAGGUGAGGCUGGAGAAAUCUCUGAGAUUUGCCCAAAUCUGGUUGAGCUAGACUUGACAAAGAACUUUAUUCAAUGCUGGGAACAGGUAUUCAAAAUAAUUUGCCAGCUUCCUAAAUUGAAAUUUUUGAACCUCAGCUCAAAUCCAUUUCAUUUUUAUUUUGAUGAAGAAAGGAUAAGGAGUAUCACGCAAAAUAACCCAGUCCCAAAACUAAAGAACCUGGUUCUCAACAACACAAAGCUGCCUUUCGAGAUCAUCUUCAAAAUCCUGUCUUUCUUCCCAGAGAUUGAAGAGCUCCACCUGAGCCUAAAUUCUUACGGACAUGUUGUGGAAUGGCCAUCUACAUUUCCCAAGGUUACAAAACUCCACUUCAAUAGCAAUGAUCUUGAUGACUGGCAGGAUGUUAUGAGAAUUGGAAAAAUUUUCCCCAGUCUUAGAACUUUGAUUCUCUGUGAAAAUUUCAUAAAGGAAGUGGAGUUAGAAGACGACUCAAGAUUUUUCCCGCAGCUUGAAACACUCAGUCUUAGCAAAACAGAUAUCAAUGGCUGGGAGUCCUUGGAUGAAAUUUGUAAGUUUCCUGUUUUGACGGACUUGCGAUUGGUCGGGGUUCCGUUAGGAAAAGACGAAGAAGAGGCAAAAAAGAGGCAGUUAUUUAUUUCGAGGCUGCCGAAUAUAAAAAAGCUGAAUGGAAGCAAAAUCGAUGAGAACGAACGGGAAGAUGCUGAAAGAGUGUUCAUCAGGUAUUAUAUGAAUAGCGAUAAUCCACCAGAACGCUAUCACGAGCUUGUAAAAAUGCAUGGCCAGCUUGACAGGCUUGCAGAGGUCGAUUUAAGCCGUAAAGAUUAUGUGCAAGUGAAGUUGUUUAAAGAAGACCAGGAGCUCACCAAACUUUUGGUGGAUCUUUCUAUGAACGUUAGGGAUUUUAAGCGCAUUAUAUGCCGAAAAGUUGAUCUCAAACCGAAGGAAUUCCGAAUGUUUUUCAUUUCGUGUGGGCAACCCGUUGAGAUGAACCAGUCUAGGCAAUGGCUUUCCAACUACCGAAUGAGAGAUGGCGACGAAAUUUUGGUGCAGGAGUUGCAAAAGGUUAGAAUGUAAAGUUUGCCAGAAUAGUGAAAGUUUGAGGUAUAUGCUCCUUCUUUUUACUAACACGACUAUAUCCCAGUUUUUGAUGUAAUUAUUUCUUUUGCUAAAACAUAAGCAGAAGUGCAAAAAGGACAUUGGAAGGGAUAGCUUCAUGAACAUUACCAAUCUAUUAUCGUAAAGUUGCCUGCGGGGAUUUCCAAAUGGUAUAAUGAUGUAUAUAAAUUGUGAUAAGGGUAAUAAUUUUAUUGACAGUGGCCUAUUUACAUAUUAUUUUGAUGCUAAUUUGAGACCGGUUUACGGGUUUAUGUAAUCGAACAAUGAUAUCAUUCAAAAUAGAGUUAGGAGUUGAGUGUAAGAUACGAUUUUUUUCCCUCUACCUUACCCACGGUUUUUGACGUGCUCUGUGUAGUCUUCUCUAUUGUCAAAAACGUUCUGUAUAUUUUUCUGUCUUCUCUAUGGUUUUUUCCGUAGAUAUCAAACGAGUGUUUAUUUUUUUAAUAUAAUAACAGUGACUAUUUUGUCAGGUAGACAAGAGUGGUUUUCUCUAAUCAUGUUUUUUAAUUAGAAUGUAUUUAGAAAUUGUGUGAAUGAAUGGGAAAGUAUUA